Molecule: messenger RNA, 1962 nt
Organism: Hyalella azteca
Lineage: Eukaryota; Metazoa; Arthropoda; Malacostraca; Amphipoda; Hyalellidae
Exons: 12
Coding region: 1-1242 (413 amino acids)
Source: RefSeq, a predicted model, not a curated record
AUGACCUACUCUACACGUGAAAGAAGAAUUUGUGCGGAACUCAUCACGCGACACUACAAAGCAACUGCAGAUUUGGAUCAUUUCGACACUCCCAUGCUUCCGCAACGUUCUCGCAAGCGGGCGUUUGGGGACACGUUUGAGCGUGAAGCAACUGGCAAUGACUCGCGCCCGCUGGGUAAUUUAUCGUCCUUCCAGUCUUCCAAAGACGCUUCCAGUUUGAAGACUCCGGAUGUGAGCGCGCUAUCCAUCGGGAGCGCAGGCGCCGCGUCAGCAAGACCUGCCGCUGCAGCGCCCGGCAGCGCCUCACUGCCCCUCAGACGAGACCCGUCGCUGCGGCCCAUCCCUGAGGAAAAAGCUACGACUGAAAGCCCAUUCGUUGCUGGCCGCGACGAAGAUAUUCAAGUGGCGGCGAUGGAGGACGCUGGAGUCUCGCGGCCCGAUGGAGAUCGCUCGCCCGCCGUCCACUUUGCUCCUGGUCUUUAUGAAUCGCCUGCCAGAACCGUCGGAGAUCUGGAUCUUGCACACCAAGAUGUACGGACUGUAACGAUGGAGCUUGAGGACAGCCUGAUGCCGCCACCUGCGGACUUAUACUCAGUCGCUACAGAUGGCGUCCGGCAGCUCGUCAGACAUCGUCCUCGCUCCCCCGACGGAGGCCUGCAGCAACACGUAACCGAGGCAGAAGUUCACAUUCAGCCCUCAAAGAAGAGACCUUUGCCUGACAUUCUGCCCAGUGAGCUGGAAGACAUCGCCGAUCUGCCGGCUAAAAAGGCGCGGCCUGACGAAGACUUGCUCCCUGACAUGCCUGCUCCUCCCGGCCCACUGGCUUCUCCCGCUCUGCCCUCGCCACUCGUAACGCACCUGGAAACGGCGACGCCUUUGGCUGGUCUUGAACGAGAGGAUGAACCCAUGGAUGAGGCACGCGCUCAGUAUCCUACCUUCAUACCGGAGUCGAUGUCCCCGAUACCAAGAGUUGCCACGAGCCUCUCGCCUCCGGUGCCUACGAGCAUUCGAGCCGAGAUGUUGCUGCAGCAGCUGAAGGAUCAGCAUCAGGAAACUCAAGAAAGGGAUUCUGAGGCAUCGCGGGCAAUAUUGUUCUCGCAGCUUCUACCUCCAAGAGCAAGCAGACGUGUGGUGGCUACCAGGUUCAUGGCGUUACUGGAACUGCACAAGCAACAGAAAGUAUUUCUGUCGCAAGAGAAGUCGUAUGCGCCUGUCUAUGUGCGUGUGCUGACGGACAUCUGAAAGAAUACUUAGCUCUGCAGCAGCAUGACCGACGUCAGGGAUUUUGAGUUCAAAACAAUGGUCAUCAGUUUAAUGUCUUUUCAGCUAGAAAGUUCGUUGUGUGAUUUGACGCCGAUUUGUUGUUUUUUUUUCAAAUCGAAGUAACUAGUCAGUAUUUUUUCGCUUUGCUGUUUUUAUUUCAGUUUUCAAUCAACCAAGGAAUACGUGCAAUUUGAAUAAUACAUUAUGUGGUCUCAAAUCAUUACACAAAAUAAAAAAUUAAUUUACUGUUCAUCUAAAUAUAUAUCCAGAUUAAGCAGAAAAUUUAAACAGUAACGUAAGAUGCACAAAAGAUUUAAUAAUUAGCUUUUGCGUAUGAUAUGGUCACGGUUUUCACUUCAGUUCUUACACUUUGCAAAUAAUAAAGUUGAAGGUCGCAAUAAGCUAAUGAUUGCACGUAUUAUCAUUAACUAAUAACGUUAGAUAUCGUUGCUCGUAUUGUAUUGUAGUUGACGAAUUUGUAGUUGUAGACGCACAGUAGACUUGACUUAAUGUGCAGUUGUCAUUAUGUGUUAUUAGUAUGAUUUCCAAUAGAACGGAACAUUUUUUGUAUCGUUACGUUACACUUCGUUUAUUUUAUUUAGAAAGGAUAUAUUGGUUACACGUUUCGCUUUUUAUGACUCAAUAUGUAGACGAAAUUCUGUCGGAUUAUUCUAAUAUUUUCUAUGAAUGACCUAUUGA